AUGACUAGCGUAGCAGACGCUGAGCGUGACAAAUACAGCAUGAUAAACUUCGAAGAGACCGAGUUGCGGCUCGGACUCCCCGGUGGCUCAGUGAAUGAUCACGGCGAGCCAACGGUGAAAAGCAGUUGCGGAAAGAGAGGUUUCGCAGAAACUGCUAAUAUGGAUUUGAAGCUUAAUCUUUCUCCUACUAAUGACUCUGUUUCAUCUUCUUCAACUGUAGCUUCUGUUACUGCAAACAAAGGGAAAGAGAAAACUUCAACAUCAGUUACUGCACCUCCCCGCGCCAAAGCACAAGUUGUGGGAUGGCCACCAGUUAGAUCCUUCAGAAAGAACAUAGUGAAUGUUCAAAAGAGCAACAAUGAAUCAGAACAAGAAAAGAACACAAAUGUUGGAAAUGGAGCAUUUGUUAAGGUGAGCAUGGAUGGUGCACCUUAUUUACGUAAGGUAGACCUUAACUUGUACAAGAGCUACCAAGAGCUGUCAGAUGCGCUGGCUAAAAUGUUUAGUUCUUUCACAAUUGACAACUGUGGGUCCCAAGUUACCAAAGACUUUAUGAAUGAAAGCAAAUUGAUUGACCUCUUGAACGGCUCUGAUUAUGUGCCAACAUACGAAGACAAAGAUGGUGAUUGGAUGCUUGUCGGCGAUGUUCCUUGGGAAAUGUUUGUUCACUCGUGCAAGCGUCUUCGCAUAAUGAAAGGUUCUGAGGCAAUUGGACUAGCACCAAGGGCAGUGGAAAAGUGCAAGAACAGAAGCUGA
This is a messenger RNA of Lathyrus sativus (Indian pea), 756 nucleotides long. The record is from the annotation of a GenBank genome assembly. Lineage: Eukaryota; Viridiplantae; Streptophyta; Magnoliopsida; Fabales; Fabaceae.